Volvox carteri f. nagariensis is the source of this 1128-nucleotide messenger RNA. RefSeq lists its product as uncharacterized. The coding region runs from base 100 to 1128 and encodes 342 amino acids. NCBI's taxonomy places the organism in Eukaryota, Viridiplantae, Chlorophyta, Chlorophyceae, Chlamydomonadales, Volvocaceae. The transcript is spliced from 5 exons. Gene Ontology annotation, biological process: protein deubiquitination; double-strand break repair via homologous recombination. The record is from RefSeq and is a predicted model, not a curated record. Gene Ontology annotation, molecular function: ubiquitin binding.
GCACUGUCUACGUUUGCCUGCUACACCAUUGAUGAUGGAAGGGGGCCCUUCAAGGAGGCUCAGCAGGCAACCUGGCGGUACGGGUACUGGGUGCGCAACAUGCAAGCGAUGUGCUACAGCGGAGACCACCUGCAUGUGUACGUUCCCAUCGGGGUAGUGGCCGUUGUGGUCUUCUGCGUGCUGCCCCCGCUGGUGUCUUUUAUAUUCGUGUGGCGCGUGCGAGGACGCCUGGAAGAUGCCCACGUGCGCAAGGUCUACGGCUUCCUCUACAAGCGCUACAAGCCUAGCUUCAUCUGGUGGGAGACAGUGCUGCAGUUGGAAACGCUCAUCCUCGUCUGUGUUGAAGUGCUGGGCCGCGGACUCGAUGUAUCUACCCAGGCUCUCCUGCUGCUUGCCGUGUUCACGGUCAUUGCGCUCAUCAAUGUCAGCUGCGCUCCGCUCCUGUCGCGGCUGCUGGUGAUCAUGGAGUUCAUGUCGCUGGGAACACUCAGCCUUACCAUCACCCUCAGCCUGUAUUUUACAGUUGAAGACGAGCUCAAUCCUCUCGUUGGGGAUGCAUUGUCCAUCCUCAUCAUCACCCUCAAUACCAGCCUGAUGGUCUUCUUCUUGUAUAUUGCGAGCCGGAACUUUUGGCCCUUAGCCGUGAGGAAAGUUGCUCCAACGGCCAAAGCGGUGAUACAGAGGCUGGCCAGCAUUGGCAGCGCUCCCAGCAACCAGAAGGACCCCAGCAAGGAGGACAGCAGCAGCGGUGGUGACAACAAGCGGGUCGCGCAUUGGGCGGUCCUCAGUCGCCUCACUACCCGCUGGCGUGAUAGGCUGGUAGCUCUCCCUGAUACACAGCCGACCGCGUCCCAUGGGGACUCUUUGGGGCGCUCUCUGGACCGUCUAAGUGUCGAAUGCCGUGACGUCAAGCCCCCAAUCAGUGGUGCAGACUUCAAAUCUCUGCCCGUGGCGCUAUCUCUCAACAAGGGAUUAGACAUCGCGCGAGCCAGCAUUUGCCUGGACCGAUUGAGCAGCGUUUCCGAGGAGAUUGUACAAGAAGCGUUUAAUGGGCAAGGGCCCAACGGCCACGCCGGCAAUGGGCAACGGCCGGGCCACGUGCUUAUCCAGCUGGACCAGAUUCGUUGA